ACGCUUCAACCAAUGGUAGAGCGCAACGAAGGUUUAGCGGGGGAUUUGGUCUUCGUGUUUAGAGGACCGGUUCGCGGGAAAGACGCUAAAAAAAGACCCGAGAAGAUCUAAGUAGUAUUCCAGUGUUAUAAGAAAAUAACACUUGUGAUCGGGUUUUAACAGAGUGUGGAGAUGCUGUUCCGCUCCAUUGUAGACAGAGGGCUCGGUAGACGGAGGCAGAGUGAGCCGUGCUUCAGAUACCCUCUGGCCUCUCUGCUGGAGGGCUACCAGUGUGCCCGACAUGAUGAGCACAUCUCCUUUGGAAACUUGGGCGACUCAGUGCCUCCAUUCGGCCUGGCCUUCUCCUCUGCACCAGGCCUGCACAGUGCCCUGGCAGUGGCCAACGAGGAAGGCAUCGUCAGGCUCUACAACACAGAGAGCCGGGAGAACCCAGUGCUUAAAGAAUGGCUGGCUCACGAGAAUGCUGUGUUUGACAUAGCCUGGGUACCAGGGGAGGCCAGCUUGGUCACUGCUUCAGGCGACCAGAUGGCCAAGCUGUGGGAUGUGAAAUCAGGGGAGCUCCUAGGCAGCUUCAAAGGCCACCAGUGCAGCCUCAAGUCUGUUGCAUUCACACAGCAGGAGAAAGCUGUAUUCUGUACCGGGGGCAGAGAUGGCAACAUUAUGAUCUGGGACACUAGGUGCAGCAAAAAAGAUGGUUUCUACAGGCAGGUGAAACAGAUCAGUGGCGCUCACAACAAAGCAGAAAGAAACACCCCUUCUAAAGUGAAGAAGAGACGGUCUUGCGCGCGCGGCAUGGCUCCCUCUGUGGAUUCCCAGCAGAGCGUCACCGUGGUCCUGUUUCGGGAUGAGCACACCCUCAUCUCCUCUGGAGCUGUUGAUGGAAUAAUCAAGAUGUGGGAUCUGAGGAAAAACUACACUGCGCACCACCACGAUCCCACUCCUCUCCAGACGUACCCGUACCCUGGUUCCAGCUCACGCAAACUAGGUUAUUCUGGCCUCGUCCUGGACUCCAUGGGGUCGAACCUCCUGUGCAACUGCACUGAUGACAACAUCUACAUGUUCAAUGUCACUGGACUUAAAACGAGCCCAGUGGCUGUCUUCAGUGGCCAUCUCAACUCCUCAUUUUAUGUGAAGUCCUCUAUAAGCCCAGAUGACCAGUUUUUGGCCAGUGGCUCAAGUGACCAUCACACAUACAUCUGGAAGAUCUCUGAUCCUGAAAGUCCUCCCAUGAUGCUCCAAGGCCACAGUCAGGAAGUGACAUCAGUUGCAUGGUGCCCCACAGAUUUCACCAAGAUUGCCUCCUGUUCUGAUGACAACACGAUACGGAUCUGGAGACUUGACCGGGGAAUGGAUGGAGCAAAAUCCUCAGUGGGAGAGGCAAAUCUUGUGGGUUGGGCUCGUCCAAAGGCUGUUUCAAGGAGGGCCAGUCCAAGGCCUCCAUCCCGAGCUGAAAGCACUCCUGCCAAGAACCAGAGGACAGAGAGUCUGGGCAGUCUGGCUUCACCCCAGCUCGCUGCCUGUGCCCCCAGUGGAGCUGCCCUGCCUCUGCCCUCCAGCACCUCCUCGCCCAUCCAGGUUCAGGACGCCAAGCCCAGCACCCAUCACCAGAGAACCCCAUCUUCCAUCAAACACUGGUUUUCCCCCAACCGUGGGUCCCCCUCUGGUCAGGUCAGCCCUCCACUCCGUAAGGUGCUGAGCCCAUGUCCCCAAAGCCCAGCGAGCAGCACCCCUCCCUCAGAGCGACGGGCGAAGCGCAGGCUGGAGACGGGUGACACUUCGUCUGGGCGCUGCGGGGAUUCAGAGCAGUGCGACUGUGUUACGGCACUCUACCCCGAUGCCAAGAGGAGCCGACGCCUGCCAGAUGUCUGCUGCCCUGCCCAGGACCAGCAAAGCAGGGCAGAGAGGUCCAAGGAGACCCGCACACAAUCAGACUUGCACACAGAGGACAGCAAACAAGCCUCGCCAAGUCGGGCUGGCAAGGAGAACUGCUCUCCUGGAGCAGUGGACUGGUUAUCAGUGAUGGGACAAAGGAUGAAGAAAGGCCAGGGAAGCAUGAGCAGUCCCAGAAACCCCAGCGCCUUCAAGAAACAAGAAAGCAGGACACCAACUUCAGCCUCGACCAUCCGCUCACCACAAAAUAUGAAGAAAAUCUCCUCCUAUUUUCCAAGAAGGACUCUGGAAUGACCGACUUGAAUGAAUCAUUCAUUCUUGGGCUUCCUCUAUUUAAAUGGAUAUAUUUUUAUUUGGGGCAUUUUAAACAGGGACUAUUGACAGUAAGCCUCAUCAGAACAUUGAUCUGUGCCCUGGGGACAUGACCAUAUGAAAUGGGACUGCAUAUUACACGACCAAAUAAUCAUUCCUAGAAUUUGAUACUGCAGUUUCCACAUCACAAGAGGCUAUUUUUUUCUUUUCUUUUCUUUUUAAUUGGAUCAGAUGUUACAGUGGCUUCCCAAACAAUUAUCUGGUAAGCCUGUAAUUAUCUGAUGUCGCAAGCCUGCAAAUCAAGUUAUGUCUUACAGUAAAUCUUUCAUUUUACUCAAACCAAACAACUUGCAUGCAGGGAUAUUUCCUAUUUUUUUUUUUUUAAUCCACAUGUUGGAGCUCUAUUAUGAGCUUCCCUUUGUCUUAAAACAUUGUGGCCUAAGAUCAGCUCAUAUCCCAACAGUUUGGAGAGAGAAAUCAAUUCUGACUACAUUUGUUUUGCUGUGGGUUUUUCAUACAUGGAUUUUGUGAUUCCUGUCAAUGAGGCUUUAUUAUAAAGUUCUGAAAAAUGUUAUUUCUGUAGAGCAAAUGUGAAAGUUGUUAAUAAUUAUUAUAUGUACAAAAUAACCAAUGAUUGUUGCUUGGUCUAUUUGUAUUUCCUUGACACAAAUGUGCUGUUCAAAUUUUUAUUAAACUCAAACAAGUUUUCAACUUGUUAGUGUC
Messenger RNA from Myripristis murdjan (pinecone soldierfish), 2925 nucleotides. It is a transcript of the gene dtl, whose product is annotated as denticleless E3 ubiquitin protein ligase homolog (Drosophila). The transcript has 15 exons. Gene Ontology annotation, molecular function: protein-macromolecule adaptor activity; protein binding. NCBI's taxonomy places the organism in Eukaryota, Metazoa, Chordata, Actinopteri, Holocentriformes, Holocentridae. Gene Ontology annotation, biological process: mitotic G2 DNA damage checkpoint signaling; proteasome-mediated ubiquitin-dependent protein catabolic process. The record is from RefSeq and is a predicted model, not a curated record. Gene Ontology annotation, cellular component: nucleus. Bases 172 to 2184 code for a protein of 670 amino acids.